Molecule: messenger RNA, 1477 nt
Organism: Notothenia coriiceps (black rockcod)
Lineage: Eukaryota; Metazoa; Chordata; Actinopteri; Perciformes; Nototheniidae
Product: semaphorin-3F-like
Exons: 13
Biological process (GO): negative chemotaxis; neural crest cell migration; axon guidance
Cellular component (GO): plasma membrane
Molecular function (GO): semaphorin receptor binding; chemorepellent activity
Source: RefSeq, a predicted model, not a curated record
UGCAGAAUUAAAGUCUACCGGCACCGCUCACACCUUCUCCUUUUUGCUGAACUCUACCGACUAUCGGAUCCUUCGCAUGGAUGAGGACCACGACCGCAUGUAUGUGGGCAGCAAAGAUUAUAUCCUCUCCCUGGAUCUGCAUGACAUCAACAAGGAGCCGCUCAUAAUCCACUGGCCCGUUGUCCCCCAGAGGAAGACUGAAUGUGUCCUGUCAGGGAAAGACACCAAUGGUGAAUGUGGAAACUUCAUCCGUCUGAUCGAGCCGUGGAACCGGACCCACCUGUAUGUGUGUGGAACAGGCGCGUACAACCCCAUCUGCACCUACGUGGACCGAGGACGCAGGUCACAGGGAUCCCACUUCCUACAGGCAGCCAACUCUGGAGGGAGAACAAAUCGGGCAGCAGACUACAGCGAUACAUCAGAGCCUUUGGAGGCGAAGGAAUACAUUUUCCGACUUGAACCUGGUAAAGUGGAUUCUGGAAAAGGAAAAUGUCCUUAUGACCCCAAACUGAACAGCGUCUCUGCUUUGAUCAAUGGAGAGCUGUAUGCAGGUGUCUACAUUGAUUUCAUGGGAACAGACUCUUCUAUCUUCCGUACGAUGGGGAAGCAGACAAUCAUGAGGACGGAUCAGUACAACUCCAGAUGGUUAAACGAUCCCACAUUCAUUCACGCACACCUCAUCCCAGACAGCGCUGAGAAGAAUGAUGACAAGCUCUACUUCUUCUUCAGAGAGAAAGCCUCUGAGAUGGGCCAAAGUCCCAUGACCCAGUCCAGGAUAGGGCGUAUCUGUCUGAACGAUGACGGUGGACACUGCUGUCUGGUCAACAAGUGGAGCACGUUCCUGAAAGCCCGCCUCAUCUGCUCUGUGCCUGGAGCUGACGGCAUCGAGACCCACUUUGAUGAAUUAAGGGAUGUGUAUAUCCAGCCAACACAAGACAACAAGAAUCCUGUCAUCUAUGGAGUCUUCUCAGUGUCAGGAGCUGUGUUUAAAGGCUCGGCGGUGUGCGUCUACUCCAUGGCUGACAUCCGGAUGGUCUUCAACGGGCCUUUUGCCCACAAGGAGGGGCCCAACUACCAGUGGGUGGCAUACACUGGGAAGAUCCCGUACCCACGACCUGGCACUUGUCCUGGAGGCACUUUCACCCCCAACAUGAAAUCCACAAAGGAUUACCCAGAUGAGGUUAUCAACUUCAUGAGAAACCACCCCACCAUGAACAAUGCCAUAUACCCAGUGCACAAGCGCCCCCUGGUGGUCAGAACCAAUGUGGACUAUGAGUUCACCACAAUUGCAGUGGACCAGGUGGUGGCUGCUGACGGGAACUACGAGGUGCUCUUCCUGGGGACAGAUCGGGGGACAGUCCAGAAAGUGAUUGUCCUGCCCAGAGACGACUUGCAGACAGAGGAGCUGGUCUUAGAGGAAGUUGAAGUCUUUAAGGUUCCCACGCCAAUCACCACCAUGAAGAUUUCAUCAAAAAGG